AUGAAGCCAACGAACAUAGACGCGCAGCGGAUCCUUGCGAUCCUGCAGGAACUGAAGGAGAGGCUGACAUACAUGAGUGUCGUAACGCCGCAAGUGUUGGAGGGUCUGCAAUCGGAUGAAGGGAGCAACGUCCGAGAGCUGCUUGGUAGAAGGAGGUUCGGUUGUUUUUUCCGACGCUGAUGUUGCGAAGAGAUGAAUGUUUUGCAUGAAUUAUUCAUGACAAGAAAUAAACACACUACGAUUUUUAUUGCUUUCGUGGGUGCUGUGUGAUCAUGAAUCAGGUCCGGAAACUUUCAAGCUCUUCGUUGACCAGAUUAUGCUGGAGGAAAAUUACGUGUUGUCACACACGCAGCAGGACCAGGGCUCGGAAGCUGCCGAGAACGGCGGCGGAGGUGCGGAGCCAGAGGGCGAGGUAGAGAUUUUUGCUGCGGUGAAGUAGAACUACGCGCAAGACAGUGUCAAUCCUGAUUCCUUUCUCUGCAUGACAAGAAUUAUAUGUAUAUACAUAGAAAAAGAAAAACACGCACAUUGUCAUCACGCUCAGGCUCGCGAACUCCUGGACCGGCUCUCGAAAAACUCGGUAGAUCUGUGCCGAAAACUCAAGACAACAAACGUUAUCACGGAACUGCGAAACUUUCAAGAAACAAGACCACAGCAGGUAUUGUACGAUACUUCUGUUGAUGCGUACUUCAACUUCUAUUCUAGCAUGCCUGCUUGCAUCAAGUGUUAUCUGCGAUGCAAAAACUACAACUCUACAGGUCCUCCAACUCAUCCGCACGUUAGCAGACAUGGAAGAGCUUACGCUUAAGCGCCUGGCUACCACUGUUGAAGAGGAAAGAUCACGACAAGAGCUGAUUGAGCACUACAAAUCACGGGAAGAGGCCUCGUUGAAGAAGAAAGCGCAGUUAGAAAAGGACCUCGCCGCGGUGAGAAAGGACCGGGAGAAGGCACAGGCAAGUAGAACGGAGGUUUUGACGAAGUUGAAAGCAGAUUUGUUGGAUGUGAAGGACUCCGCGGACCACAAAUCAAGGGCGCUGAAAGACAAGUGAGUUUCGAUUUUGUCAUUCGGCUUUUGCGACUCACACUCACCCUCACGUCAAUCUUGUCAUGUUUGGGGUUAAGGAAAAAUAGACAACACAAAUCAAAACACGAGCAAAACUCCAGGUAUAACGGCCGCAUGCGGGAGUUGCAAGAAAAAUAUCAGAAGAAGGAAGAGCAGUACACUGCCGACAUCCAGAAGUUGAGAGAUCAAGUCAGAUCACUCGGAAGUAGCUCACAAGAAGACGAGGUGGGACUAAGAAGAAAGAAGAAGAGGUAUCAUGAUGAGAUCGGCGCUUUAAAAAUACAUGUGAUGCAAAGCGUAUACGCGUAUGUAACUCGUCGACUUCUAGUGUCGACCGAUGUGCGCCGCGUCAAGACGCAGUACUUUCGUGCAAGAAAGGCAAAUUCUGUCAUGCAGAAUACCACAUACACUUUUCCACAUAACAGGUUUGAAACCGAUAUUGAGGAGCUGGUGCAGAAUUACGACUCCGUAUUCCGCGCAGCCCACGAAGAGUACGAAACGUCACUAGUAGAAUUGAGGAAAGAGCAGAAGGAGCUCUCGGAACUCGAAGACCACUUCCGAAAACUGGACUCCGAGAUAUGGAUUGCAAAUAUGUCUGGGUCUGGAAGAGUGGAACUUGUAAUGCUGUCUGCGGAUUCUAAAAAUGUCUGCGUUGCAUGAGCAGCAAGAGGAGUCAGUUCUUGGCACGCAGAGAGGGCAUUUCUCAUGCGUAAUUAGCAUCAAGAAGAUCUCAAAAAAUCUGUGAUGCUAGCACCAGCAUCACAGACCUCGCGGGUCAUGCAAAAUGUGUAUGACAACCUCCGACUCUUCCAGACCCAGACAUUUUUGCAUUUGAUACGAGAUUCGGAGGAACGAAAUGGAGACAGAAAUGGAAUCUCUGCGCGACAAACUGGUGGAGGAGGAGAAGGAGAGGCAGGCGGAAGCCGCCAGCGUGCUGCAGGGAUUCUGGAAGGGUACAGAUUUAUUUGGUUUUUUGGCAGGCAAAUUGCUGAUUCUGAAACUGAACCGGAAUCCAUGUUUUAUUAUGUUCUUUUUCAUGUGCGUUUUCAUUUUCAAGUAGUACUGCUCGCAUGACAAAGUAAAUUUUCAAUGCUUCUGCUGCAACACAAAGGUAUGACCGGUCGUCUGGAAUACCAGCAACUGAAGAAGAUGAAAAAAGGAAAGAAAGGCAAGAAGGGGAAGAAGUAGUUGGAAGCCGUGCAGAGGAGAUCAUGCGCAUACGGGAUGAUGUUGAUGGACGGUGGUGUGGAAUUUCAACCUGCUACUUCAUUCACUCUUUACGAGUUUGCUGCGCGGCAAUUUUCUUCCUCAGAUUCCAUUCAGAAGUUUUCGUAUCACUUACUUUACAUUACUCAGAAACUUAAAACACAGAGCAAGUUUGGGCUUGUUUUUGGAUUUAGAAAUGGUCAGUGCAAAAGAGGCAAGUUGAUGCCAGUGUAGAGCGCUCUUCAAUGCCUUACGUCAACAAGAGCGUUUCCAUUUACGUACAAAUUGCCUCGUGCAAUUAGCUACGAACAAUGAUAAAGCACGCCACUACCAGUACUACAAUGAAAGUAGUAUUGGCGCUGAUGUUGCCGCUACAGGGAACGACACAUGCGCCUUAUCUCGGCUCAACAAUUGUGAGGUUUUCUUUUCAAGAACGGUCAGGACUGCGACUGCAUCUGCAACCGCAAAGAGAUUGGAUCACGAGAUCACUGGCUUUUUUUUUGAUAUUCACUGACAAGCCAAGAAGAAACUCGAGGCAGCAAGAUUACUGUUUCGAUGUCAUGAGAUGACAGGACGAUGAUUUAUUGUGCACACGUGUUCGAC
Molecule: messenger RNA, 2872 nt
Organism: Amoebophrya sp. A120
Lineage: Eukaryota; Dinophyceae; Syndiniales; Amoebophryaceae
Source: the annotation of a GenBank genome assembly